AUGCCUAUUCCGACGCGUUCGGCCUCGCUGCGCGAGCCUCGUAAUCCAGCCUCUAAUAUAGCACGACCGACCACCACCACGGCGAUCCCGACGACCGGAACGGCCAAAGGACCGACACGAUUGACAACAGACAAGACCCGACCUUCUGCCAUCUCCUCACCAGCCGAGGGUGGCCCUACGACUGACAAUGGCGUUGCCCUCCGUGGUCGCACCCUCCUCCCUCAGCGCAGCAGCAAUCCAAACCGAGAUGACAGUCAUGGCCUGGGACAGGUGCGGUUCCUGCCACCGCAACACCGGGCUCCACGAGGAGAGACAUCGCCGAAGAGACAGUCCCCAACAAGACGAGAACCAGAAAAACAGGAGUCUGAGGCUCCGCCCACCAGCGCCGCUGCGCCCGCUCGUCGCCAGAGUCUGUUGCGACCUGGAGCAUUGAGAACCACUUCACUCAAGGCUAAUGUCUCUGCACCCAUCAAGGGUGCUGUGCCUGCGGUCACGCCUCCAUCUCCUCACCGGGAUGCUGCCGCCGCAACGCCCAACUCGAUCCGCAUCGUUGCGACAGCCUCGGAAUCCGACUUCUGUACCUCCGGCUGCGGCCCGGGGACAUGCCAGGCACCGCAGUCAGAUGGUUCCCACGAGUGGGAGACCAAGUCAUCCAGAUCCGUCCCCGACGCUUCAGAAGCCCCGAACGCAAUUCUCUACCUACCAGCAGCAGUACUCACCCAAGAAAUCUACCAAACCUCCCGCAUCUACCCCCGGGACGGCCCCGGAGCUGUACCUGGGUCCGGAGGUCUACUCAUCCCGAGCUCCUGGCCCGAUAUCGCCGCAUUACAAACCGAGCUCCUACAGCUCAGCCUCUUUCAUUCGAACUCACUUGAACGACAUGCGGAGUGGCAAUCAGAAUCCGAGUCCCACCUACGUAAACAUUACGACGCCGUUGCAGACCAAUAUCGAGCUUUACAGGCGAAUGAGAAGACUCGACAACGCCAACUCAAUACCCAAGCGCUGGCCUGUUGGGCCCAAAAGUGUCGAGAUCAUCAGGGACCCAUUGCCUUCCCAGAGCAGAUUCAGAUUCUGUCUCAGGUCUUACAGGAGAUUUCCGAUCUGGCCACGAGCAGGACCUCCGGGCGGUAUAUUUCGGUCGUGGACAUGUUUGAGAAAUGGUUUCAGCAGGCAGAGUCUAUCCAGCAUACCCGAGAGUCAUCGAGCCUUUUUGAUAGAGUCGUCUUCAUUGAUCCGUUGGAUCGACAAUGGAAAGAUGAGGCGCAAGCACUCCAUGCAAAACUUGAACUCUGUGCGCGCCAGCUCCAGAGCCUGGAUAUUUUAGGAUUCGGUGAUGUAGAGCGCCUGGAGCAGUCGGCUUUGAUUCGGAUUGUUCGGGGACUGGACGAAUCUAUUCAACUAAUGAUGCAGGAGCUUCGGGCCAUGCGGACUCUCGAGGCCGAGGUUGUUCGCUCGGAACGGGAGGCUGUCAGUCAAAUUGCGACACACCAGACUGGUCAGCGACGUGAAUUCCGGACCGCACGAGUGGGAAUUUGGAAAUCCUAG
Penicillium macrosclerotiorum is the source of this 1545-nucleotide messenger RNA. RefSeq lists its product as uncharacterized. The record is from RefSeq and is a predicted model, not a curated record. Bases 1 to 1545 code for a protein of 514 amino acids. Lineage: Eukaryota; Fungi; Ascomycota; Eurotiomycetes; Eurotiales; Aspergillaceae. The transcript is spliced from 3 exons.